AAGAAGUCAGGUCGGCGGGGGCGACGAGGGGCGGGGAGUUGGAGUUGGAGGUGGAGGGGUCUGCUUUGUGUGGGCGCGGGGUUGGAGCUCGAGGAGGCUGCUGAUGAGGGGAAAAGUUAGAGACCUGGUAGAAUCAGGUUCAGCAUGGAGUCUGAAGAUGCUGUUGCUCCUGAAAAACUAAUUGAGGAUUUGAAUCUCUCGGAAAAACAGAGCAGUCCUACACAUCAUGCAUAUAUCCCCAGAGUCGUUAAAGAAGGUGUGAGUCAGUUGUCUGACUCGGGUAGAGAGGAUGAUGAUCUCUUCCAUGACUGCAAAGACUCUCUUGAAUCACAAGUGGUGGAAGAGAAUCACAACAGCCAGACAGAUUCUUUAGAAAAUGAGGUGGAUCUAGAUGAAAAAGAAUUGCUGGAACUGGAAAAAAACAUGUCAGAGGAAGAAAAAGAGAAAAGAAGAAAUGAAAGUACAACAUUAAAAGAAGAAGGAAAUAAACAGUUUAAAAAUGGAGAGUAUAAAGAAGCAGAAGAUUCGUAUGCAAAAGCCCUGCGGGUUUGUCCAGCCUCCUGUAACACAGACAGAUCCAUUUUGUAUUCAAAUAGAGCUGCAGCAAGAAUGAAACAGGACAAGAAAGAAAUGGCUAUAAGUGAUUGCAGCAAAGCUCUAGAGUUAAACCCAAACUAUAUCAAAGCACUGUUGAGGAGAGCAGAACUCUACGAAAAAACAGAAAAACUAGAUGAAGCUUUAGAGGAUUACAAAAAUCUGUUGGAGAAAGAUCCAUCGGUAUAUCAAGCAAGGGAAGCUUGCAUGAGAUUGCCAAAAGAAAUAGAAGAACGUAAUGAAAAACUUAAGGCUGAGAUGUUAGGCAAGUUGAAGGAUCUUGGGAACCUGGUUCUCCGUCCUUUUGGCUUAUCAACGGAAAACUUCCAAAUGAAGCAAGAUUCCUCAACUGGCUCCUACUCUAUCAACUUUGUUCAAAAUCCAAAUAAUAACAACCGAUAACACUAGCCCAAACUGCAUGUGGCAAAUAUUGGGCUUUGAGGCUUAAUGGUGAUGAGGUUUCGGUAAAUGCAAAAAGGAUGAGUAAACAUUUAAUGUAUAACACCAUUCUUUAAACUGGGAGGAUUUGAACUGAGA
Molecule: messenger RNA, 1131 nt
Organism: Ahaetulla prasina
Lineage: Eukaryota; Metazoa; Chordata; Lepidosauria; Squamata; Colubridae
Gene: TTC1
Product: tetratricopeptide repeat domain 1
Exons: 8
Coding region: 145-996 (283 amino acids)
Molecular function (GO): protein binding
Source: RefSeq, a predicted model, not a curated record